Molecule: messenger RNA, 1890 nt
Organism: Didymodactylos carnosus
Lineage: Eukaryota; Metazoa; Rotifera; Eurotatoria; Philodinida; Philodinidae
Source: the annotation of a GenBank genome assembly
AUGGCAUCAUUAUCAACUGAUAAAGUACAACAAGAUUAUAAUUUGGAAAAUUUUGUUGUGAUUUGGCUUGAUCAAAAUAAUACUAUAGAAGAUGAUGUCAAGGAUAAAUUACAAUAUUUAGUUAAUUUAGUGAAAAUAUUUGAGAAUAUUGACGAAUGUUCAAACUAUAUUUCAAAUGUACAAACAGAAAAAGUAUUUUUAAUUAUUUCAUCAAUAUCAUUAGCUGAACAUAUUGUUCCAAAAAUUCAACAUUAUUCUCAAUUAGAAUUAAUUUAUGUACUCUCGUCCGAUUCGAACAUUGAAAUAAUUGCUAAAAAAGUUCAUCAUGUCUAUGAUAAAAAUUCAAUUUUUAGCCAAUUGCAAAGUGACAUUAUACAAUCUGCGAUUAAUUUGAAUGAAAUAAAUAUUAUUAAUGAUAUUUCGAUUGAUCGAUCGUUACAAAAUAAUGAAGUACAGCUGAAAAAUAUCAAAGAAUUUGAGGAAGCAUACGAACCAUCAAAAGCCAUUUGGUGGUAUACACGUGAUUGUUUUCUUUAUCGUAUACUUAAUAAAGCAUUACGCAUACAGGACAUUGAAAUUUUAUAUCGUUUACGUUUUUUCAUUGUUGACCUUCAUAAACAAUUAGAAAAAUUACAACCAGAAUUUAUUAAGUUAUUAAAUGAUAUGGAAAGCACUGUAUCAUUAUAUCGUGGACAAAUUAUGACCAGUGAUGAAUUCGAAAGCAAAUUAAAGCAUAAUACUGGUAGUCUUUUAUCAACGACAAGUUUUUUAUCAACAACAAUAGACGAAGAAUUAGCAAAGGGUUUUGCUAUUGCUGAUGGAUCUUCUUAUACAAGUAUACUAUUUAAAAUAACACUUGAUACGACUAUACAUAAAGGUGUAUUUGCUUAUAUUGAUCCCACAGUUGGUUCAUUUGACUCAGAAAACGAAGUUUUAUUUUCAAUGGGAACUGUGUUUCGUAUUGAAACAGUUAAAAAGUUAGAUAAUGAUAUUUGGCAAGUGUCAUUGUCAAUGACGAACGAUGAAGAUCAACAGUUGAAAACAUUAUGUAAUCAUAUGAGAACUGAACUUGGUAUAACAUGUCAUUUAGCUAGUUUAGGUAGACUAAUGUUCCAUAUGGGAAAUUAUGAUUUAGCUGAACAAUUUAAUCAGCUGUUACUUCGUGAUCCAACAAUUGUUGAUCCACAUGAUCUCGGUCUGUUACAUAACGAUUUGGGUUUAAUUUAUUCAAACCAAGCUGAUUAUACUAAAGCUUUUGAACAUUUUGGGCUUUCUCUUCAAAUUAAAAAACGGCAUCUUAAGUUCAGUGAUCGAUCAGUAGUUACUACUUUAAACAACAUAGGAAUGCUUUAUUUUAAAAUACAACAAUAUGAGACCGCAUUAUCUUAUUUCCAACAUAUACUUCAAAUAGAUUUACAUGCUUCAUUACAAAAUCUACAAGAUAUUGGUGCUGAUUAUAAUAACAUCGGGGACGUUUAUAGAAAACAGCGUAAGUAUUCAAAAGCAAUAAAAAUGUAUCAAAAGGCAGUUGAUACUGAUCAACAGUCACUGCCAUUGAAUCAUCCUAUAAGGGCAAUUCAUUUAAAUAAUAUUGGUUUAUAUUAUUACAAUAAAAGUGAUUAUGUAAAAGCAAAUGAUUAUUAUCAAAAGACACUUGAUAUUCAACUUCAAUCCCUUCCAGCAGAUCAUUCACAUCUAGCCACCACGUAUAACAACAUUGCUGGUGUAUGCUAUGAACAAGCAAAGUAUGAUGAAUGUAUGAUUAAUUUGAAGAAAGCAUCAGAAAUAGCAAAUAAAAAGUUACCCUCAAAUCAUCCAGACAGAUUAAAAUAUCAAGAAAAUAUUGAAAUUUUAAAAGGAGAAUUAGAAUCAAUUAAAAGUUAUUCUUGA